Molecule: messenger RNA, 1942 nt
Organism: Salvia miltiorrhiza (redroot sage)
Lineage: Eukaryota; Viridiplantae; Streptophyta; Magnoliopsida; Lamiales; Lamiaceae
Product: cytochrome P450 94B3-like
Exons: 1
Coding region: 102-1616 (504 amino acids)
Molecular function (GO): heme binding; oxidoreductase activity, acting on paired donors, with incorporation or reduction of molecular oxygen; iron ion binding
Source: RefSeq, a predicted model, not a curated record
CACACACACCCCACGCUGUCCAUACACAUAAAUACAGCAAUAUAGCUUCUCCACUCCAUUCACUUUCCUCUUCACUCAAACUCAUUCACUCGAAUCCCAUCAUGAUUCUCUCUCUUCUCCUCAUCCCAGCCCUAGGGUUUCUCAUCUUCUGCCUCCUCCUCUCCUCCUCCUCCAACAAACUCUACGUCAACAUCAAGAAAUUGACACCCAAGCUCAGCCCCCCCAGCCUCGGCUGCCUCAUCUCCUUCUACAAAAACCGCCACCGCCUCCUCAGCUGGUACACCGAGCUCCUGUCGGAGUCGGAGAAUCAGACGAUCGUGGUCCACCGCCUCGGCGCGCCGCGCACCGUCGUCACCGCCAACCCCGACAACGUCGAGUACAUGCUCAAGACCAACUUCGCCAACUUCCCCAAGGGCAAGCCCUUCACCGAGCUCCUCGGCGACUUCCUCGGCCUCGGGAUCUUCAACGUCGACGGCGAGAUGUGGAGCGUGCAGCGGAAGCUGGCCAGCCACGAGUUCAGCACCAAAUCCCUGCGCGAAUUCGUGGUCCAGGUGCUCCGCGACGAGGUCGCGGCGAGAUUGAUCCCGAUCCUCGAAAAUGCCGCCGAGGAUAAUGGGGUUUUGGACAUGCAGGAGAUGUUGCGGCGAUUCGCCUUCGACACCAUCUGUAAAGUGUCGCUGGGGAUGGACCCUUCCUGCCUCGACAUGUCGCGGCCGGCGCCGCCGCUGUCGUCGGCUUUCGACGCCGCGUCGGAGCUCUCGGCCAUGCGCGGCGCGGCGCCGGUUUUCGCGGUGUGGAAGCUGAAGCGGGCGCUGAACGUGGGGCCGGAGAAGGACUUGAAGGACGCCGUGAGGACCGUCCGCGGCUGCGUCGACGAGAUGAUACGCUGCAAGAAGGAGACGAUGGCCGCCGGCGGAGGCGGCGGCGGAGGAGGAGGAGAUCUUCUGUCGAGGUUUUUGGGGGCGGGGAUGGAGAGCGAGAUGGUGAGGGACAUGGUGAUAAGCUUCCUGAUGGCGGGGAGGGACACCACCUCCGCCGCGCUGACGUGGCUCUUCUGGCUGCUGACGUGGCACCGCGACGCCGAGCGGCGAGCGGUGGAGGAGAUCGGAGACGGAUAUGGCGGAUCAUGCGGUCGUGAAUUGGGAUUCGAUGACUUGAAGGAGAUGAACUUCGUCAAGGCCUGCCUGUGCGAGACGAUGCGGCUCUACCCGCCGGUGGUGUGGGACUCGAAGCAUGCGGCGAGGGACGACGUCUUGCCCGACGGCACGCCGGUUUUCAGGGGGAACCGGGUCACCUACUUCCCCUACGGAAUGGGGAGGAUGGAGGCGCUCUGGGGCAAGGACCGGCUCCGGUUCAGGCCGGACCGCUGGCUCGACGACGCCGGGGCGGUCAAGAUGGUCAGCCCCUACAAGUUUCCGGUUUUCCAGGCCGGUCCCAGGGUGUGCCUCGGGAAGGAAAUGGCGUUCAUUCAGAUGAAAUACGUCGUGGCGUCGGUUCUCGCCCGGUUCGAGCUCGUUCCGGUUCGCCCCGAGCCGCCGGUUUUCGUCCCCCAGCUCACGGCUUACAUGGCCGGCGGGUUCAGCGUUAGGGUUCGCCGGAGAGGGGGAGUGAUGUAGUUAGGGAUUGGCUAGUAUUUGUAAACGUUAAAUGAUUAGGAUCAAAAUCAAGGGAAAUUAGGAUAAUUGCGCAGUCUGUUGGUGAGACGUUUUUCCUUCGAUUAAUAAAUUGGAGGUUAGAUUCACCUAAAAUGUUAAAAUAUGAGUGUAAUAAUACUAAAGAAAAAGAAAAAAUCAAGGGAAACUAGUGAUAUAGAGGAUAGGGUAAAAGUAAAAGUUGUAUAUGCGUGCAAUUUUUAGUACUAGUAUUAUGUUAUCUAUUGUGUUUUAAUUAGUUUCGAAUUGUUCUCAAAUUUGGUGCAAGAGAUGGAAGUUUGUGAUGAUAA